GUUCAGAUUAUUACUUGGCUUGAAUACAUUUUGGGUCAAUCUUACUUCCCAACCCUCAUUUCCUACCAGCAGAAAAUAAAUAGUUUAGAAGUACCCAUUGGAAAAGUCGUUCUUUUUUAAAGCUGGGCUGUCUGCUGUGUUAUCCGCUCCAACAUCUAAACCACCUCUAAUCACCUUCGAUAGUCCUGAAUGGGCAAUCAGCCGGCCCAUUUGGCACCACAGCUGUCAAGCAGGCACGCUGAAUGCCCGCUUGGGCUAAUUACCCUGGAAUUCCCUCCCAGCAGGACUGCAUUAUCGGGCUCCCCUCCCCCGGGCGUCUGGGGACCCGGAGGUGGCAGCCUCGGGAUCGGUGCCACCCUUCUCCUGAUUGCAAUGGGGAGAGACCUCCCCGCGAGUGCCAGGCAAUGCACAGCGAUGAAGCGCCGGGCUUGCUCUUCUACCGCCCCUCAGCAGUUGUCAAGGCGCUUCUCCUCAUGAGAAGCAAACCAGAGGGGAUGGGUCCCUGCUAGUGGGGAUGGAUCGAGCCCUGGCAGAGCAGCUCCCUAGGAGAAAUUACCCCUGACGCCUGGCCUCUAAUUGCACCGGGGAUUCUCCUCCUCCCCCACUUCUCCUGGUGUGCAUUGUUACGGAAGGGGGUGGGGGAAGGCUGCUCGGACACCUGCUCCUGUCGGACCACCCGGGUACCUGUUGGUCAGUGCUAGGAGGCAGGGUGCUGCUCCACGUCCAUCGCUCCUCUCCGCUCGGGCUCCCGCGCCGUGCUGCAGUGCCGGGUCCGGGGUAGGUGAGCCGCUGGGGGGAUUGGUGCUCUACUUUUUCCGCCUGUUGUUCUGGCGGGGUCUGGCCGUACGCAACCUAAGGUGCCUGGCUAAUGCCAUUCUGGGAAGCAGGAGGGGCCGCGUCCUUCCUCCAGACAACUGAUUGUCUGUGGGGUGGGGGAAACAACGCUGGAGCGCCGGAGCUGCUGCACACCUGUCACACCGUGGAGCCUGAUUUAUACCUGGAGCUGGACGGACCUCCUCGGGGCUUUUCUGGAGCACUUUAAAGGGGGAUAUCCUCUUCGAGAACCCAGGAGAAGAGGACAAGAGCUUCAUGCAAUUCCCCUCCUCUCCCCCAUGUGAAUAUUCCUGCAACAUAUAUAUCGUGCUUAUCCUUCUCCAUUCAACUGUACCUUUUACCUGGCCGGAGUGGCUCAGAUCAUGUCAGCUAAGCUUCUAGUGGCUUUCUUCCUCCUCUCUGUAUUCCAAGCCUGUUCUAGGAAGGUUGAAGAAGAUGAAUAUGAAGAUGUAACAGCUAACCAAAAAUGGGUAUUAGCUCCAAAAACACAAGACACAGAUGUGACUCUCAUACUGAACAAGUUGCUGAGAGAAUAUGACAAAAAAUUACGGCCAGAUAUUGGAAUAAAACCAACAGUUAUUGAUGUUGACAUUUAUGUUAACAGCAUUGGCCCGGUAUCAUCAAUAAAUAUGUGUGAAGAAAGGACUCGUACAGAGAAACUACUAAUUUGCAGGUGGAUCUGAGAUGAAGAAUAUCACUGGAGGCCACCUCCUUUCUGCACUUGAGACCCACAAAUGUUUAAAAUGCUUUUGGCUGAUGAAGGUCUAUCUAUGCCAAUUGCAGUGAUUAUCAGGGCAACAUCCAGGUCACGUUUCUAUGAAGGAAAUUGCCUACCACCUUAGCAUUUUGAGUUGUAUUCUGAUACUGCUAACUGGCACUAAGAAGUUAAUAAAAAUAGCUAAAGGCUUGUAUGGUUUUAAUACCUUAAAAUUUCACUGUCUUCAGAUUUGCAGUACAAUUCUAACAGUAAACAGUAAUUUCAUGCCAUUCAUGUUCAUAAUCAUGGAGAUUUGAAAUAAAAACAUAAACAGUACAAGGCAGACUGGCUAGUUUAUCCAAACUUUGAGACGCAAGGAAAGGGGUAAAACAUGGUAUUAAAAUUUUGAGAGAUGAAAACAAGGUUGUUAUAUAGAUUAUACAUGGCUUUGUACAUGUGGCAUGCAAAUACAAUGCUUCUUAACAUUGCACAUUCAAAAAUAAGAAGGCACAAGGAAUAUUACAAAACAUUCUUUUGGAUUCUUUCUAAACUGUUCUGAUAGACUUUUUUCCUGCUGGAAUAUUUCAUUCUGUCCAAUUUUUCAGGUAUGGCUUGUAGCGUAGAAUUGUUUGUUUAUAAACUGGUGACUAUGUAGAUACACAUCCUUAAGAAGGAGAAUUCUAGCUCUUCUAAUCAUGCAAAGAUAAUCAAAAGUGUUUUGCAAUCAAUUGUUGCCAAAAUAUUGUAACAUGAAGGGGUUUUUAAUGAGAAUUGUUAAGGCUUCCCUCCAAUCACUUAAAAGGAAGGCUGACAGCAUUCAAUUAAUUAAAUUCAGACUUUUGUGAAUUAUUUUUAUUGCUCAUCAUUCAUGCAAUAACAUUUUGAUGUACAUAGGCAAUAUCCCACUAGGCUUUGCUGACGUGUUUGAUCACCACAGCUAGCUGAGAAACUGAAUGACUGUGACAAGUCCACUUACUUUAAUGGAACCAUGUGCUAAUUAAUUAAUACGAGCAUGAUAGUCUGUGGGCUAGCUUAGAAACAUUGAUAACUAGGCUGCAUCACCUCAUUACAUGUGAAAAAUUGAUUAUUCAGUUCAGCUGCCAAAGCCAAAAACUGAAGAGUUGGUUUAGACUGUACUGGGGUUGGAGUUUUGCUCCAGCCAUGAUGGUCCAGGAAAAGUCCAAGAGGCAGACUGCACCAGAUCUAUUGUUUCCUCACUAAAACAAGCAAAACAUUUCAUUCAAUAACUAUGUUCCAUUUCACCCAAACCAUUUAUUUUCUUUUCAGGGACUUGUAAAAACAGCAAAGAAAACAAAGGGUCAGUUUAAUAAAAGUGCUGGAGAAGGCAUAGGUAUCUGGCAGCUAACAGGGUUAGAGUACUUAUCCAGAACAUAAGAGAAUUAGGUUCAUUAUAUCCUCUACCUUGUGGAGAUUGGAAACUACAUAUGUUACCUCACAGAAGCAUGCCCUAACUACUCAUGAGUAUUCAGGGGCAGGGGUGCUGAUCUGUAGCUGUUGUAUUUUGUUUAAUUAAUCUAACCAUUCACUGGAGCAGGGAGUGGAAAUCUUGGAUGACUGUUAUAGUCAACAGGCCAUAGUGAUAUUCUUAUUGCCUUCCUCAAUGAUAAUUUAAAUAUUGUAUAUAAGUGAAAAUGCUCUAACAGGAAGGAGAAACUAAGGGAGAUUCACCCAGAAUAUGCUGUAGCCAUGUGGUUAGGGCCUUUGCCUGAGAAACAAGAGAUAUUAAAUCCCCAUUUGAAGGAAAAGGAAAUUCAAUCUAGAUUUCCCAAAUCUUGGAUGAUUGCGCCAGCUAUUGAGUUAGGGAGUAAAAUGAAGAAACCAAUUUUGCUUCUGCAAAAUUUCAGACUAGCCCUGAAAUAUUUUUCCAAGGAAGAUUAUUCAGCAGAUUUGGGAUAGAUAUAUGAAUUGUUUGGGGGGUGAUUGAAAUGUGCAUUAUUAUUUGGUGAAUUAACUUCUUGCUGCAAAAAACCCUGUGGAGUUCUAGUGCUCAUAUCCUUCGUAUUCAUUGCAUUUCUAAGGUCCUUGAGAUAAGGACUGUCUUCCUCUGUGUUUUAGAGGAAUCCCAUUUUUAGGGCAUUUCAAUGUUACCACAAUAUGAAUCAAAGUGUUUAUAGGACAUGACAUGGAAACAAGACUGCUGGACUGUAGUGUACCUCUACAUGGCACAAUGCAGUGUACUUCGGAGAUACUCAAGUUAGCCCUGAACUCCUGUGAUUGUAGUAUAGACUGCAAUUAUUUGUUUUAAUUUCCUGUAAAAUUGUAAACUAAACAAAUGCAAAUUUUCAAAAGUGUAAGUGUGUGAUUUAGGAGCCUAAAGCAGUCACUUAGAGCCACUUUUGAAAAUGUUAUACACAUU
Molecule: messenger RNA, 3908 nt
Organism: Alligator mississippiensis (American alligator)
Lineage: Eukaryota; Metazoa; Chordata; Crocodylia; Alligatoridae
Product: gamma-aminobutyric acid receptor subunit gamma-3-like
Exons: 4
Coding region: 1197-1517 (106 amino acids)
Biological process (GO): gamma-aminobutyric acid signaling pathway; chloride transport
Cellular component (GO): membrane
Molecular function (GO): GABA-A receptor activity; extracellular ligand-gated monoatomic ion channel activity
Source: RefSeq, a predicted model, not a curated record